Porites evermanni is the source of this 1668-nucleotide messenger RNA. The record is from the annotation of a GenBank genome assembly. NCBI's taxonomy places the organism in Eukaryota, Metazoa, Cnidaria, Anthozoa, Scleractinia, Poritidae.
AUGUCUUCAGUGGUUACCGCAGUAUUCAAAUCCACUAUCGGCUUGCUCGUGAAUAAAGGCAGAGACAAAGCGGCAGAGAGACUGAAGGAAGGUGAUGUGACAGAUCAGAAAUUCCGUGGAGUCAUCAUGCGCGAAAUCGACAACGUUAAGCUGAAGUUGGAUGGUUUGGCAAGAAAAGAUUUGCUAGCGAGCAUUAGCUUUUUUAAGGAAGGAAUAGAAUCGCUUUUCGUUGUUUUUGACAGAGUAGCAAGGUCAGGAAUCGAGUUCAGCGCUAUAAAAGUACCAGAUAAAUCAGCAGGUUCGGGCACAUCUGUUUCCCUCGUUAAAGAGAUCGAAAAGUUGAGGCUUACAGGCCUGGAUGAUUCCGCCACGAGGGCGCUUGUCAAUACUAAAGAAAGAUUUAAAGAUGCUCGUCGGAAAGCGACCGAAGCCUUUGCUAACCAAGCUUUGGAACUGUCUGACCGCUUAUUAGCCAUGCAAUAUCGAGUUAUGGCUACAGUUCUAGAGACGAUUGACAACCCCGAAGACGCGUUAGCAUCUUGUAGGGUGUCAAUCGAAGAGCUCCACUCUUUGUCAGCGGUACAGACGUGUUUUAACGUUGAACUCAAGAAAGGCUUGCGGGCCUCGCUUAGCAAAGAGGAACGCCGACAAGUCAUCUCAACGGUCUGUCAAGUGAACCGGGUCAUCUAUGAUGUAACACUGAUGGUAACAAGCCGUGGGGAAGUUUUAGAGUCGUCCUUGCUUCAUGCAGGGAAGGAAAAAGUAGAUCCGAUUCGUGAUAGGAGAAUUGCUAAAGCUCUACGUAAAGUGGACAUGGAACACUGCUGUAUACAAUGGUCAUUUGGUCAGGAGGGUGAAGAGGAGCACAAGUUGAAAAUUCCGCAGGGUAUAACGACAAAUACGAGGGGAGAGUUCCUCAUAGCGGACAACGGGGAUAAGACUGUGAAAGUUUUUAGUAGCAGUGGAAGUUAUUGCCAUAGGUUUUACCUCCAAACGGAUGACACCAUCCAGUUAGACAUUCGCGAUGUUGCAGCUGACGUGGAAAACAAUACGUAUGUUCUGGUCAGACUGAAGAGAUCUGGAGCUGAGCAACGUGAUGAAUAUGAACGGGAAGUCUGGGUCUUCCAAGACGGCUCCGCUGACCCGCAACGCAAGUUUGCCGUGAGAAAAGGGGACCAGGGUUGGGGAAAGCUUGCAGUUUGCAGCCGCCAUGUACUGGUGUUGAGAAAAUCUGAUAGUGCAGUGGUUGAUGUGUAUGACCUUGAUGGGAAAUUUGUUCGUAGCUUGGGAGACUGGAUGUUCAUGUAUGCAACAGAUAUCACUGCCGCUCAUAACGACCGUGUCAUGGUUGUUGACAGAGGCAAAUCCUGCGUCCGCUGUUUCAACACUGAGGGACAAGAACUUUUUAAUUUUGACAUCAACAUAGAAGCAGAUUAUUAUUAUCGAGUUUCAUGUCACCCGGCAGGAGAACAUGUCGUUGUUGCUGGUCAUGAACGAGAGACGGGUCACCCUGUGGUCGCAAUAUUUACUAAGACAGGUGACUUGUUACGGAAGAUACAGCUGGAUGAGAACAAGGUUCGUUGGUUUGGAGGAGUCGCCGUGUCCAUGGAAGGUCUCGUGGCUGCAGCUGUAGUUGUAAUACCGGACUGUAAAGUAAUAGUUGUCUAA